Molecule: messenger RNA, 4168 nt
Organism: Gekko japonicus
Lineage: Eukaryota; Metazoa; Chordata; Lepidosauria; Squamata; Gekkonidae
Gene: ZEB1
Product: zinc finger E-box binding homeobox 1
Exons: 11
Coding region: 1-3867 (1288 amino acids)
Biological process (GO): regulation of transcription by RNA polymerase II; anatomical structure development
Molecular function (GO): RNA polymerase II cis-regulatory region sequence-specific DNA binding; DNA-binding transcription factor activity, RNA polymerase II-specific
Source: RefSeq, a predicted model, not a curated record
AUGAUUGAGAUGAAACGUCUCAUUUCAAGAAUAUCUUUGGGGACACUGCUUUUCAAGCAAGUAUAUAUUGUCAUUCGACAGCUACAAGACCUUCCAGUUUAUGUUUUGAAACCUGAAGAUGGUAAUGGGCCUGAAAGGACAUUGCAUCGUGAUAUACUGCGGCCAUGUGGUUUCAUUUCAGUUCUUGAUGAGGGGGAAUCUCAACAAGAUGUUCACUCUGAUCACAAUCUGCCAGAUAUUAACGAGUUGGCUACAACUGAAGACCCAGUUCUUAAACCACUAGAGUCCAAACCAACUGUUGAAUUGAAUCCUAACGCAUCUGAGUUUAAACCAAAUGAGUCUAGUCCUUCAUGUGUGCAUGAUACUUGGCUGUCACCCACUGAAAGUACAGCCCUAUUAGACUUUCCUGAUACAGUACCAGAAAUGCAAGGGAGUGCACUGUCUGAUGUCUCAGUUGAAUCAUCAGUACUUGAGCUGGAAGAAGGACAAAUGGAGACACAAGAUUUUGAAACCUCGACGCAAGAAGCCACGGCCGAGGGAGGGAUCGUGAAUCGGCCAAGUUUCUCUCUCGCUCGCCCUCUUCGAUUUCGAGUUACCAAUUACAACAACGUUGUAGAAACCAAUUCAGAUUCAGAUGAUGAAGACAAAUUACACAUUGUUGAAGAGGAGAGUGUAGCAGAUGCAGCGGAUUGUGGUGACAGCGUGCCAGAUGAUGACUUGCCAAAAGACCAUACAGUAUUACCAGAAAGCAGUGAAAGAGAAGGAAGUGCAAACAGUUGCUGGGAAGAUGAAGCUAGUAAAGAAGUAAAAGAAAUCCUGGGGCCUGAAGCUCAAGCAGAUGAACCUGGAUGUGCAGUAAAAGAAGAUGAAUGCGAUUCUGAUGCAGAAAAUGAACAAAAUCACGACCCAAAUGUUGAAGAAUUUCUGCAGCAAGAAGAUACAGCAGUUAUCUAUCCGGAAGCACCUGAGGAAGACCAGAGACAAGGCACACCAGAGGCCAGCGGUCAAGAUGAAAACGGCACACCGGAUGCAUUUUCCCAGCUGCUUACAUGUCCUUAUUGUGAUAGAGGGUACAAACGCUUUACCUCUCUGAAAGAACACAUUAAAUAUCGCCAUGAAAAAAAUGAAGAUAAAUUUAGUUGCUCCUUAUGCAGUUACACGUUUGCAUAUAGAACACAACUUGAACGCCAUAUGACAUCACAUAAAUCAGGAAGAGAUCAAAGACAUGUGACUCAAUCAAGUGGUAACCGAAAAUUUAAGUGCACUGAAUGUGGAAAAGCUUUCAAAUAUAAGCAUCAUUUAAAGGAACACCUACGAAUCCACAGUGGAGAGAAGCCAUAUGAGUGCCCAAACUGCAAGAAACGUUUUUCCCAUUCUGGUUCCUACAGCUCCCACAUAAGCAGCAAGAAAUGCAUCGGUUUGGUGCCUGUGAAUGGCCGAGCACGAUCAGGGAUCAAGACAUCUCAGUGCUCUUCCCCAUCCCUUUCUGCGUCUCCGGGUAGCCCAGCAAGACCACAAGUACGGCAGAAGAUAGAAAACAAGCCCUUACAAGAACAACUUCCUGUAAACCAAAUUAAAACUGAACCUGUGGAUUAUGAGUUUAAGCCCAUAGUGGUUGCUUCAGGAAUCAACUGUUCAGCCCCUUUGCAAAAUGGGGUUUUUAGUACUGGUAGCCAAUUACAGGCAGCCAGUUCUCCUCAGGGUGUGGUGCAAGCUGUUGUUUUGCCAACCGUCGGUCUGGUGUCUCCAAUAAGUAUCAAUUUAAGUGACAUUCAAAAUGUACUCAAAGUUGCGGUGGAUGGCAAUGUUAUAAGGCAAGUAUUGGAGAACAGUCACACCAGUCUUACAUCCAAAGAACAAGAAACAAUCAAUACUGCAUCCAUUCAGCAAGCUGGACAUUCCCUCAUUUCAGCUAUCAGUCUUCCUUUGGUUGAUCAAGAUGGGACAACCAAAAUUAUCAUCAACUACAGUCUGGAGCAACCUAGCCAACUUCAGGUUGUUCCACAGAACCUGAAAAAAGAAAACUAUGCCCCAGCCAACAGCUGCAAAUCUGAAAAGUUACCUGAAGAUCUCAGAGUGAAGUCCGAGAAAGAAAAAAGCUUUGAAGGAGAGACCAAUGAUAGCACUUGCCUUCUUCGUGAUGACUGUCCAGGAGAUCUUAAUGCACUUCAAGAAUCAAAGCACUAUGAUGUGAAAAAUGUCUCUCAGCCACCUCAGCUCAGUGGCACAGAAGCUGAAAAGUCUGAAUCCUCUGGUUCAUCAGAAGCAGGGGAGGCUAACCUAUCUCCCGGUCAACCUCCUUUAAAGAAUCUCUUAUCCCUCUUAAAAGCCUAUUAUGCAUUAAAUGCACAACCAAGCUCAGGAGAGCUCUCCAAAAUUGCUGAUUCAGUAAAUUUGCCAUUGGACGUAGUAAAAAAGUGGUUUGAAAAAAUGCAAGCUGGCCAAAUUUCUGUCCCAUCGUCAGGACCAUCUUCCCCUGAGCCAGACAAAUUAAAAAAUUCUGUUGAUAAUGAAGCCCCUACGGGACUUACAAUUGCAAAUGAGCAUCAGGACAUCCCAUCGGAUUCUCAAAGCCCUCCCAACACAGAUAAACCACAGACUGUACCAGCAGGAUCUACUAGAAACGAUUCACGGAGUAACACGCCAUCCCCAUCACCUCUUAACCUCUCUUCAUCUAGAAAUUCACAGGGUUAUGCGAACCCUAACGAGGGUGUCCAGGAAGAGCCACAAAUAGAACCUCUUGACCUUUCACUACCAAAGCAACAUGGAGAGUCCUUGGAACGAUCGACUAUAACUAGUGUUUACCAGAACAGUGCUUAUUCUGUCCAAGAAGAACCUUUGAACUUAACUUGUGCAAAAAAAGAAUCGCAAAAGGACAGCAGUAUUACAGACUCUGAACCAGUUGUAAAUGUAAUCCCACAAAGUGCCAAUCCCAUUAAUAUUGCUAUACCUACAGUUACUGCCCAGUUACCUACAAUUGUUGCCAUUGCCGACCAGAACAGUGUUCCAUGCUUAAGAGCUCUUGCUGCCAAUAAGCAAACCAUUCUUAUACCACAAGUAGCUUAUACUUAUUCCACCACAGUCAACUCUACCAUUCAAGAAACACCAAAACAGCAGGUGCAGCCUAAUGGAAGUCAGGAUGAAAGACAAGACACUAGCUCAGAAGGGGUAUCCAAUGUGGAAGAUCAGAAUGAUUCUGAUUCCACACCACCGAAGAAGAAGAUGAGAAAGACAGAAAAUGGAAUGUAUGCUUGUGAUUUGUGUGAUAAAAUAUUCCAGAAGAGUAGCUCACUCUUAAGACAUAAAUACGAACACACAGGUAAAAGACCUCACGAGUGUGGUAUCUGCAAAAAGGCAUUUAAACACAAACAUCAUUUGAUCGAACACAUGCGACUGCACUCUGGAGAAAAGCCUUAUCAAUGUGACAAAUGUGGCAAGCGUUUUUCACAUUCGGGGUCUUACUCCCAGCACAUGAAUCACCGCUACUCGUAUUGCAAAAGGGAAGCAGAAGAGCGUGAUGGCACAGAGACGGCACAAGAGCACCUCAGCAACGACCACACAGGGGGUGGGGCCUCUCCCUCGCCGCUCGACUCAGAUGAGAGAGAGAGCUUGACGCGGGAAGAGGAGGAAGACAGCGAAAAAGAGGAUGAGGAGGAGGAAGACAAAGAGACAGAGGAGCUGCCAGAAGAAAAAGAAUGUGGAGAAUUACAAGAGGAAGAGGAGGAGGAAGGGGAAGAAGAAGAAGAAGAAGGAAAAACUGAAAGUAGCAGGAAGGUUGAAGAAGCUGUAAGUGAAGAAAGCCACGUGAAACAAGAAGUUAUACCGAAAGGGGAGCUGGUGUCGGAUGAAGAUGCAAAUAAAGCUUAACAAACUGAUAACAGGGGUUUUGUAUAACAAAAAAGAAAGAAAUCUCAGCUGGUAAUGAAGGUUGUUCUAUACUCUACAUGCUUUUGAUGGAAGCACAGUAGCCUGUGCACUGUGAUUCCUGUUCACUACUGUGUAACAAAAAUGAAAAAAAAAACAAAAUAUAAAAAUAUAUAUAUCCAGGUGUGCCUGAACCUCAAACGUAGUAAUUUUUCACACAGUUUUCAAAGUUUAGGAACAAGUUUGACCUGAAACAGAUUAGAAGAGAUACGGUGACUCUGAAAGCAAAGAUUUAACAUGUUGU